GUGUGCGGCUGCGGCGGCCGCAUCGUGUGCACGCCAAAUUCUCUCGCCUUCCCUUCCCGUUCCCGGGCCUCCCUCCCUGCUCCCUAGUAGUCUCUCUACCUUAUCUCUCCCGGGUUGGCCUCUCUACACCUUCGCGCCUGUGGCUAGCAGCUAGCUAUCAGUAUCACCUUGCUCCAAAAGCUCGCGUGCAUCUCCGCUUACUUCAAAACCCGAAUUCUUGUUGGUUUCUCCAGUCCCUUCCCGAUCGACCCCCAGCCGUCGUGCCGCCAAUGAACAUCUUGAACCAACCCAUCCACCCGGCCGCGGCCAAGGAGAUCGGCGGCGGCGUCCAGCUGGUGCCGGCGUCGGUCCGCUUCGACGGCACGACCACGGCGCCCGCCGGGCGCUCCCCGAGGUGGCAGGCGCAGACGCUGCGCCGGGCCAGCAGCUACGUGGGCGCCGACGAGGCCGCCGCCGCCUUGAAGAGCGCGUCCAGCUCUACGGCGGGCGCGAAGGCGCAGCAGGCCGCGGCGGGGCCCAUGGUGGCGCCGUUCCAACCGGUGACGCUCAACUUCCUGCGGUCGCUCCUGGACAGGGAGAGCAUGACCUCCAUCGCGGUGGAGGAAGACGGCGGCGGCGGCGAGGGCGGCGUGGCGUCGUCUCCUCCGAUGCACGCGCUGCGGGUGGUGGUGUCGUCCGCCGUGGCGCUGGACGCGCGCCAGACGGAGCUCAUCGCGCGCAAGAUGCGCCGGAUCACCGGGUUCGUGAACCUCGCCAUCGAGAACGUGGUCGACCCGUCGCUCAUCGCCGGCUUCGUCGUCUGCUACGGCCUCGGCGACUCCCACGCCAUCGACCUCAGCGUCAAGGGCCGCCUCGCCGCGCUCAAGAGCCGCGUCGACUCCUUCGACCGCGACGCCACUGCAAUGAGCUGAAUCGAUGCGUCCGAGUCCAUCCAUGUCCAUCCCAUAUUCGCCCCCCGCGCGCGGCUUCAUCAUAUCCCAUGAAUGAAUGAAGCCUAUACACACAGAUCAAACGCCCAAGAACAACAGUUUUGCUAUGUACUCCUAACGUUGUUGUAAAUCGCGAGACACUAGCUGCUACUACUGCAUACCAAAGUUGUGUAUGUAAUUUUUGCCUGCCGGAAUACGGUCGACGCGGAAACAGCAGGCUCUACGGUUUGUACCUAUAUGCUGUUGUAAAUUUUACAGCUCUGUAAUGUAAGAGCAGAGGCUGAUGCGAGAAACCUGGCUUAAUUCUCCUCU
Messenger RNA from Brachypodium distachyon (stiff brome), 1241 nucleotides. RefSeq names its product ATP synthase delta chain, chloroplastic. Gene Ontology annotation, biological process: proton motive force-driven ATP synthesis; photosynthetic electron transport in photosystem I; photosynthetic electron transport in photosystem II. Gene Ontology annotation, cellular component: chloroplast thylakoid membrane. NCBI's taxonomy places the organism in Eukaryota, Viridiplantae, Streptophyta, Magnoliopsida, Poales, Poaceae. The record is from RefSeq and is a predicted model, not a curated record. Bases 270 to 911 code for a protein of 213 amino acids. Gene Ontology annotation, molecular function: proton-transporting ATP synthase activity, rotational mechanism. The transcript has a single exon.